Messenger RNA from Ornithodoros turicata, 589 nucleotides. RefSeq names its product antimicrobial peptide microplusin-like. Bases 116 to 451 code for a protein of 111 amino acids. The record is from RefSeq and is a predicted model, not a curated record. The transcript has 6 exons. Lineage: Eukaryota; Metazoa; Arthropoda; Arachnida; Ixodida; Argasidae.
UCGUCUGCUUAAUCAGAAGCGAUGACGCAGGACGUAGUCGAUAUAUAAGAGGGCAGAGGUUGACUAGUGAGCACGCGGUGUCUGCGAGGGAGUAAAAAACGUCUACUGCUCAACCAUGAAGGGUCUCUUUGGCGUUGCUGUUCUGGCUGCGGUUGUUCUGGUGGCGUCCGCUCACCAUCUGGAGUUGUGCGAAAAAGACGACCAAGAACUCAAGGACCAAUUGAAGUGUGUGCGAGACCAUGCCACAGCUGAAUUCAACAGCAAGUUCGACCGUGUGAACAGACAACUCCGGUGCGACAGUGACUUUUGCACCAUCCGUAAGCUGUGUGCUGAACAUGAUUUCGAAACCGCUCUGAAGAGGUUCUUCACUGAGAGUGAAAACCAAGAAUUGCACGAACUCGCAAGUGACUGCGACGCUGACAGCCACCAUGACCACGACCAUCACCACUGAGCCGAGGGUUCUGAGAGGAAGUACACCCGGAAGAGAGGUCACACCAGCAUUCGAAGAAUAAGAAGCGUAGGAAUACUUGAGUGUAUGCUUGUCAUUGAAUUCGAUUUAUUAAUAAAGUGUCAUCCACCUGUGUCAGCA